Ananas comosus (pineapple) is the source of this 1490-nucleotide messenger RNA. RefSeq lists its product as uncharacterized. NCBI's taxonomy places the organism in Eukaryota, Viridiplantae, Streptophyta, Magnoliopsida, Poales, Bromeliaceae. Bases 314 to 1234 code for a protein of 306 amino acids. The transcript has a single exon. The record is from RefSeq and is a predicted model, not a curated record.
UCGCAUUAAAUCCCAACCCCCAAUACCACGCUGGCGUUAUUAUUAUUUACGAAAUUAAAAUAAAAAAAAAAAAAACGGGUAAUAAAAGAACUUGAUUUCCCCCCAAAUCCAUUCCUCUCCAUGUGCUUCUCUCUCAUACUCGUCCCAAUUCCCAUUCCCAUUCCCAUUACCCGGUGGAGACGAAGCGAAGAGAGCCACGAAACCCUAGAUCUCAACCCUAACCCUAGCCCUAAUCCUUGGUACCUCAAUCUUCUUCGUUAAUGGCGGAAGGGAGGAGGGGAGGAGAGGGGAGGCGACGGUGGUGGAGGCGGCGAUGAGGUGCAAGGCCCAUCCCUACGCCCACGGCGUCGGGGUCUGCGCUCCCUGCCUCCGCGAGCGCCUCCUCGCCCUCGUCGCCACAGCCUCCGCCGCCGAGGACGAUGACGACCACAACGAGGCCCCCCCGGCCCCGAACCGCCGCACCUUGAAGCCCCAUCGCCCCUCGUCUCCGCCGCGCCUCGUGGCCCCCCGAUCCGUCUCCCCCUACGUCCCCCGCCGCCGAUCCGACGCCUCCGCCCCCGCCCCGUGCCGAAACCCUAGCCUCCUCUUCUUCAGAACCCCCCAGGUCGGGCCCUCCGUCCCCGCAGGCGCCGAGGACGGCGGAGGUAGAGUCGGCGGCGGGAAGAGCCGGAGCGGGAAGUUCUCGAUCUUAAGCACCCUCUUCGGCCAUUCGAGACCCACGGAGCCCUCGAGGUCCACGUCGCGAUCGACCUCGUGGCUCUCGGCGCUCGUCCGCGGAGGCCGCCGCCGCCGCCGCCGCCGGAGCAAGACGCCGGAGGUCCACUCUCCGGCGCUCACGUCGCCGUCGAGUAUGGCGAGGCGGAGCUCGUACCGCGCGGCGAGGGACCGGGGGAUGUCGCCGGAGUCGGAGUCCCCGGGCGCCGGAGAGCGGUGGUGGCACCCGACCCCGUCCCCCCUGCGCCGCGAGUCCCACCACCGCGCCGCCGCCCCGGGAGGCGGCGCCGGGAUCUCGGGCUUCGCGGUGUGCCUGAGCCCGCUUGUGCGGCCGAGCCCGAGCCACCGCCGUAGCCAAGGCUCCGCCGCCCCCGCCGGGGAUAUGGGUUUCUCCGGCGAGCUCCGGAGCGCGAGGUCCCCGCGCCACCACCGCCGCGUCUCGGGCAGCGGCUUCGCCGCCCCCGCCGCGCUGUGCCACAACCGGUCGAGGAAGUUGGCUGAUUUCGGUAGGUUGCGCUGACGCUUUUCUCCCGUUUUUACACUCCUUGCCCUUAUUAAUCUCGUGAAAAAUAGGGCGCAAAACCAAAUUUGCUUCUUUUUUUUCCCUUUUUACUUUUAAUUUUUGGGUGCUUCGAUUUGAGUUUGCGUCGUGUGAUGUUUUUUCUCCACGUUGUAUAGUAUAACGACGAUAGCUUUAUGUAUUAAAUGCGAUCUACUGCUAUGAUUCAGAACUUGGCUUAAAUUUUGCGUCAAUAUGCAAUGAAUUUAGCAUUCAA